AUGGAAACAGGAUGCCAUCCAUGGGGUUUGUUUGUUGAUGAUGAUCAAACUCUUUACAUAGCUGAAUGGUCGAAUCAUCGUAUUUUGGAAUGGAAAUGCGGUGCAACAACUGGUCGAGUUGCAGCCGGUGGAAAUGGACAAGGAAAUCAUUCUAAUCAGUUGAACGCUCCGACAGAUGUGAUUAUUGAUAAAAAAAGAGACAGUCUCCUCAUUUGUGAUUGGGGUAAUAAACGAGUAGUUCAAUGGCCUCGUCAAAAUGGUAAAAAUGGAGUAACGAUCAUUUCAAAUUUUGCAUGUUGGGGCUUGACUAUGGACUAUGAUGGACUUCUUUAUGUUGUUGAUCCAGAUAAACAUGAAGUUAGACGAUACAGAAUGGGAGAAAGUCAAGGAAUAGUCGUUGCAGGCGGAAACGGACAAGGGAAUCGGCUAGAUCAGUUGAACGGCCCAAGGUAUGUCUUCGUCGAUCAAGAUCAUUCAGUAUACGUAUCAGAUCAGUCUAAUCAUCGUGUUAUGAAGUGGAUGGAAGGUUCAAAACAAGGAAUUGUUGUGGCUGGUCGAGAUUCAAGAAAUAGUCUUGCACAAUUAUCAAAUCCACAAGGAAUUUUCGUGGAUCAGUCAGGUACAGUUUACGUGGCUGAAUGGGGAAAUCAUCGAGUAACACGUUGGUCUCAAAGAGCUAAACAGGAAAGUGUCAUCAUUGGUAGGAAUGUUCAAGAAAGUCAAUCUAGUCAACUAGAUUGUCCCACCGGUUUGUCAUUUGAUCGAGAAGGCAAUCUCUAUGUGAGUGAAUAUGCAAAGCAUCGAGUACAAAAGUUCAAUAUUGAUCGAAGUUAA
Messenger RNA from Rotaria sp. Silwood2, 834 nucleotides. The record is from the annotation of a GenBank genome assembly. NCBI's taxonomy places the organism in Eukaryota, Metazoa, Rotifera, Eurotatoria, Philodinida, Philodinidae.